GAGAUGAAGAGCAUUUGACGUAAUUGUUUCAAGAUUAUGGUCCACUUUAGACAAUAUAUAUCGGAUCUCAGUAGCUGGAAAUACGUCUGUGACUUCUGCUUCGAAGAAGAGAAGUUGAAAACGGAGAAGAAAACAAAACCCAUAAAGAAUCUGCUUUCGGCGAUAUUGGCUUUUGAGAUUUGACUGCGACGUCCCACGUACUUUGCUUCUGCUUCUUGAGAGAUUCAGGUGGGUUUUGAAUGGUAAUUUGGAAACAACAAACUCAUGGAUCAGGCAAAGCAGAAUUCCCUUGAAGAAACUCCAUGGCUUCUCCAUUUCAUACCAUCAAAUGAUGUCGAGGGCUUCAAUAAUCAGAGUCAACAAAGUGAAGAUAAAACUCUGAAUUCAUCAGCUAUGGUUGCUGGCACUGCUGAAGUUCAAAGCCAGAACAGAGAAUCUCAUCAGAGGAAAGAUUCUGCCUUUAUUAGCAUGCCAUCUUCUCCCUUCAGGAGUGAUGAAGUGAAAACUCCUAAAAGGGUUGCUUUUAAUCUAAAGGAAAAAGAAUUUGGUACAAUGAUUUCAGAUUCUACCGUGAAGGGAAUUCCAGUGUAUGCAAAGUCUCAUUCUGAGCCAGUACCUAAAGGGUUUGUAGAAGGGACGGUUGAGAAUAUAAACUUCACCCAGCAUCAAAGUUUAGACAGUAGUUACAGGGAUAGAAGCUUUGAUUCUUUCAAAACAUGGUCUGGGAAACUCGAGAGGCAGCUGACAAACCUUCGCGGUGGCAGGCCACCGGAAACUGGACCAGAAGAGAAAACCAAGAAAUCUGAAAAGGAAACUAGCUUGCCUGUGGAUAGAUACUUUGAUGCAUUAGAGGGGCCUGAGUUGGACACCCUCAGAGCUUCGGAGCAGAUUGUGCUUCCUGAAGACAAGACUUGGCCAUUUCUUCUCCGUUUUCCAGUCUCUUCAUUUGGUAUGUGUCUUGGAGUUAGCAGCCAAGCAAUUUUGUGGAAAACAUUGGCCACCUCUGAAUCCACAAAAUUUCUCCAUAUAACCCCACUUAUAAAUCUUGUUCUCUGGUUCAUAGCUGUUGCUCUUGUGAUUGUUAUCUUUUCAAUCUACCUUAUGAAAGUACUUUUCUACUUCGAAGCUGUUCGUCGUGAGUAUUACCAUCCAGUUCGUGUCAACUUUUUCUUUGCUCCUUGGAUUGCCCUACUGUUUUUAGCUCUAGGAGUCCCAUCUUCAAUUACUAACAAUUUACCUGUAGUCCUCUGGUAUGUUCUUAUGACUCCAAUAUUUUGCUUUGAGCUUAAAAUCUAUGGACAGUGGAUGUCAGGAGGCCAGCGCAGGCUUUCAAAAGUGGCUAAUCCUUCAAAUCAUCUCUCAAUAGUUGGUAACUUUGUGGGGGCAUUAUUGGGGGCAUCCGUGGGGCUAAAAGAAGGCCCUCUUUUCUUCUUUGCUGUUGGCCUGGCUCACUACAUAGUCCUAUUUGUUACUCUUUACCAGAGACUUCCAACAAAUGAGACGCUCCCGAAAGAACUCCAUCCUGUGUUCUUUUUGUUCGUUGCAGCACCUAGCGUUGCGUCUAUGGCUUGGGCAAGGCUGCAAGGUUCCUUUGACUAUGGCGCACGAAUCCCCUACUUCAUUUGCUUGUUCCUUUACUUCUCACUGGCGGUUCGAAUCAAUUUUUUCCGAGGAUUCAAGUUCUCAUUGGCUUGGUGGGCAUACACAUUCCCAAUGACAGGCGCUGCCAUUGCUACAAUUAGGUACUCAAAUGAAGUCACCAAUGUAGUAAGUCAAACUCUUGCUGUCACACUCGCUUCAAUUUCCUCGCUUGUAGUAUCAGCUCUGCUUGUAACUACAAUGGUGCACGCCUUUGUGCUCCGAGACCUCUUCCUUAAUGACAUUGCCAUUGCCAUUAGUGAUAAAAGGCCAAAACAGCAUCAUCACACUCACACAAGGUGGCUCCAUAAUCUAAGACAAGGUAUCUCAGACCACAAAGAUAUUGAAAUUUUCUUGAAAUUUUCUCCGGAAGCGAAGGAAGCAGAGGCUUCUGCGGAUCCUCCCAGCAAUGAGAAUAAAGUGUGAGCUUUAAUUUUGCUCAAGUAGUGUCCAGAAGCAUGUGUUAAAUGCUUGAUCCUUGCAAUUCUCUGAAUCUUCACCAUUGAUUCAUGUGAGGAACAUAUAAUACUCAGAAAAAUUUUAUGAUGAUUCAUGCAGCAGAGAUGAUGUACUGUAAAACAGUUUUAUAACUUAAUAAUCAGAUGGUAUUUUGUAAAA
Mangifera indica (mango) is the source of this 2256-nucleotide messenger RNA. RefSeq names its product S-type anion channel SLAH2-like. Gene Ontology annotation, cellular component: membrane. Gene Ontology annotation, biological process: transmembrane transport; intracellular monoatomic ion homeostasis. The record is from RefSeq and is a predicted model, not a curated record. NCBI's taxonomy places the organism in Eukaryota, Viridiplantae, Streptophyta, Magnoliopsida, Sapindales, Anacardiaceae. The transcript is spliced from 6 exons. Gene Ontology annotation, molecular function: voltage-gated monoatomic anion channel activity. The coding region runs from base 265 to 2064 and encodes 599 amino acids.